This is a messenger RNA of Sphenostylis stenocarpa, 402 nucleotides long. Lineage: Eukaryota; Viridiplantae; Streptophyta; Magnoliopsida; Fabales; Fabaceae. The record is from the annotation of a GenBank genome assembly.
AUGGCAAACUCUCCAGUAGAUCACGGUGAAGAAGCUUCUUUAUUUGAGUCAACAAAAAUGAAAGCUGAGAAUAAGGAGAUGAGUAGGUUGAAGAAGUGGAAACAAAAACAUACCAAUAAUAUCGAUGGAAAGAACGAGCAGAACAAUCAAAACUGGAGUGAUGAGCUUCAUCUUAAAUUGGUUACUCUUUUUCAAUUUCUCCAACACAACUCUUCUGAUGGGUUGGUAUAUGAAGAAAAUGAAGGGGGACUGAAAGCGGUAGAAGCAAGAAGGUGUGAAGAAAAGUUGAAUGAGGAUUGUCAAGAAGGGAAAUGCAACAGCGAUUGUCGGAAGAAACAUGGAAACUCAGCAAGUGGAAUGUGCAAUGCUAUUGAGGAUUGCAUAUGUAAUUACCCUUGUUAG